AAAUGGUUAAGACGACAAGAAUAAGUUGAAAGCAACAUUUUAAUUUCUUGUUGUUUUUUAAUUGUGUUUGUUAAUUAGUUUUUGGUUUAAUUUAAUCAUUUAAUUUAAUUACAAUGGCUGAUGCUCAGACCGCCGCUAAGGCUAAAAAGCCAACUGUCGCCGCUACCAAGGCACCCGCUUCAGGUAUUGCUAAAUUACCAACUAUUCCUGAAUCUUUGUUAAAGAAGAGGAAACGAGCAGCAAAGCUUAAAGCAAAGUCUAUUUCAAAUGCUUUGAAAAGAAGAACUAUUUUAAAGCAGAAAAAGGCUGAUAUCUUUAAGCGAGCAGAGAAAUAUGUCAAGGAAUACAGAUUAGCCGAACGUGAUACUAUCCGUCUGAAGAAACAAGCAAAGAGUAAUGGAAACUACUACGUUGAACCAGAACCUAAAUUAGCUUUGGUUAUGCGAAUUAGAGGAGUUAACGGACUUAGCCCUAAGCCCCGAAAGGUUCUUCAACUACUUCGUUUAAGACAAAUCAACAAUGCUGUUUUUGUUAAAUUAAACAAGGCAUCUCUCAACAUGCUCCGAAUUGCUGAGCCUUUCAUUACUUGGGGUUAUCCAAAUUUGAAAACAGUUCGUGACCUCAUCUACAAACGUGGUUUCGCCAGAUUGGACCGUAAACGAACUGCUCUUACUGACAAUAGGAUAAUUGAACGUCGUUUGGGUAAACGAGGAAUCAUCUGUAUGGAAGAUUUAAUCCAUGAAAUCUAUACAGUUGGAAAUAACUUCAAGAAAGCCAAUAACUUCCUCUGGCACUUUAAAUUGAACAAUCCUUCAGGUGGAUGGCGUAAAAAGGUUACACACUAUGUCGAGGGUGGUGACUUUGGUAAUAGAGAAGAUAAAAUUAAUGAACUUGUCAGACGAAUGAUUUAAUUUGAUUUGAAAAGUAAUUCGAUAAUAAAUGCUGUUUUGUCAAUAAA
Messenger RNA from Panonychus citri (citrus red mite), 958 nucleotides. It is a transcript of the gene RpL7, whose product is annotated as 60S ribosomal protein L7-like. Bases 114 to 911 code for a protein of 265 amino acids. Gene Ontology annotation, molecular function: structural constituent of ribosome; RNA binding. Gene Ontology annotation, biological process: maturation of LSU-rRNA from tricistronic rRNA transcript (SSU-rRNA, 5.8S rRNA, LSU-rRNA). The transcript has 4 exons. Gene Ontology annotation, cellular component: cytosolic large ribosomal subunit. The record is from RefSeq and is a predicted model, not a curated record. Lineage: Eukaryota; Metazoa; Arthropoda; Arachnida; Trombidiformes; Tetranychidae.